Molecule: messenger RNA, 492 nt
Organism: Mucor mucedo
Lineage: Eukaryota; Fungi; Mucoromycota; Mucoromycetes; Mucorales; Mucoraceae
Exons: 3
Coding region: 1-492 (163 amino acids)
Biological process (GO): spliceosomal complex assembly; spliceosomal snRNP assembly
Cellular component (GO): SMN complex; nucleus
Source: RefSeq, a predicted model, not a curated record
AUGUAUUCUUUUACACCAGAACAAAUAGUUUCAUUCGUGGGACAUGGCACAACCAUUACGAUCAAGAGCAAUAAAGUGCCGGUAAAAGGUUACUUAUAUACGAUUGACCCGGACACAAAGAACGUAGUCUUGUAUGACUUGGAUCAACAACGCGUUAUCAUCGUGAUGAAUCACGACAUUGAGAAAGUUUCAAGCACUUAUUCUCUUGAUAAAAUAGUCGAUGACAAAGACAAGAUAGAUGUGAAAUUAAUGGACUCUUUUUUCAAAUAUCAAGCCGACGAUGAAUUUACCCAGGAAUGGAUUGAUCAUCAGCGAGAACGAGUGAUUGGAUUAUUUGAAAAGAAUCGGAUUCCUAUCCAUUACGAUGAACCUGUGAUUCAUGUCUUGGGGUCUGCACGUGUUGAAUCUCCCUACGUAGCUACAAGUGUUGUAUGUGAUAACGCCCUGAUUCGAAAACGCGUGCGUGAUUUAUUACUACAACUCAGCCGAUAG